This is a messenger RNA of Hansenula ciferrii, 1548 nucleotides long. RefSeq names its product Pantothenate transporter. Gene Ontology annotation, biological process: transmembrane transport. The coding region runs from base 1 to 1548 and encodes 515 amino acids. Gene Ontology annotation, molecular function: transmembrane transporter activity. The transcript has a single exon. NCBI's taxonomy places the organism in Eukaryota, Fungi, Ascomycota, Saccharomycetes, Phaffomycetales, Wickerhamomycetaceae. The record is from RefSeq and is a predicted model, not a curated record. Gene Ontology annotation, cellular component: membrane.
AUGGUGAUGACAUCCAAUAAAUUUGUUCAAUGGUUACGCUCAUUAUUUGUAUGGUAUCCCAAAAACUAUGAACUUUUUGAAAGAAAGUUGCUUUUCAAACUAGAUAUUUCAAUUUUGGCCUAUUGUUGUGUUGCAACAUUUGCAGCAAAUCUUGAUAGUGCAAACAUUAGUUCAGCAUUUGUAUCAGGAAUGAAAGAAGAUUUAAACCUUUAUGGGAAUGAGCUAAACUGGUUAAACAUUGCUUAUCAAAUGGCAGUCGUUACAGCCCAGAUACCUAUGGUAUUAUUAAGUUCAAGGGCUAGAUUUGCUCCUUAUGUUGUUCCUUCCAUGCAAUUUGCAUUUGGUUUAUUGACCAUCUUACAAAGUCAAGUAAAAAAUAUUCAUCAUCUUUAUUUAUUAAGAUUUCUCGUUGGAUUCUUUGAUGGGCCUAACUACGUUUGCGUUCACUAUGUUUUAGGAAAAUGGUAUGGAACUAAAGGGUUUAGAGGUAAUAAGGCAGAGUUAUGGAGUAGAACAAGUGUUUUCUUUGCUAGUACUUCUUUAGGUCGUAUUGUUAAUUCAUAUUUACAAGUUGCAGCUUAUAAAAAUUUAAGUGGGGUUUAUGGUUAUAAAGGAUGGCAAUGGUUAUUUAUUAUUGAUGGUAUAAUCACAAUUCCAGUUGCAAUUGCUGGGUUUAUAUUUUUUCCUGGUUUACCAGAGUCUCCUAAGCCUUGGUGGUUAUCAACUGAAGAAUAUACUUUAGCAAAUAAGAGAAGAAUCAGAUAUAAAGUGGAGAAAGCUGACAAUAUCACAUUUCAAAAGGUUAAAACGACAUUCACAGAUUGGAAGAUUUAUGUUUUUAGUUUAUCUUAUAUUUCAAUGUUGAUUGCAUGGUAUCCAACUCUUUAUUUCUCACUAUGGUUGAAAGCACAAAAUAAGUAUUCAGUGGCCCAAAUUAAUAUUUAUCCAACAGUACAAAAUAUUAUAAAUGCAGUUACUUCAUUUUUAGGCACUACAAGUGCUGCUGUUAUAUCACCUUGGAAACCUUACAUAUUACUAAAUGUUGCUGGAAAUGCCAUAUUUACAUUGAUUAUGACUAUUUAUAAUGUUCCAGUACCUGCUGUGUUUUUUGCUUUUUAUAUUGCAGGUCUUAUAGGUGCAGGAUCACCAGUUUUAUUCUCUACAAUAAACAGAGUAUUAAGACACGACCAGGAACAGAAGGCUAUUGUUAUGGCUUUCACUAUGAGCUCUGCAAUGUUUGUUUAUACAUGGGCACCUUUGGGAUUGUUUCCAACGGCUGAGAAAGAAGGUGAUCGGGAAGCUCCAAGAUGGAAGAUUGGUUAUCCUGCGGCUUUGGCUUUUUCGUUAUUAAUGGGUAUUUUAUUUAUUCUCUCUGAUUUCUUAGAAGCAAGGGAUAAAGCCAAGCUAGGAUCUACUGUUAAAGCUGAAGAUGAUGUUGUCACAGAUGAUGAAUACUCAGAGGAGGAAGAAUAUAGAGAAAAUUCAUCAUUAGAUUUACCAGUUGAGGUAAUUGAAAUCGUUGAAGAUCCAAAGGGUAAAACAUCUUAA